Messenger RNA from Strongylocentrotus purpuratus (purple sea urchin), 6944 nucleotides. Its product is annotated as neurogenic locus notch homolog protein 1-like. The record is from RefSeq and is a predicted model, not a curated record. The transcript is spliced from 50 exons. Gene Ontology annotation, biological process: Notch signaling pathway. Gene Ontology annotation, molecular function: calcium ion binding; Notch binding. NCBI's taxonomy places the organism in Eukaryota, Metazoa, Echinodermata, Echinoidea, Camarodonta, Strongylocentrotidae. The coding region runs from base 465 to 6611 and encodes 2048 amino acids.
GUUUCUGUGCAGUGAGCCCGGUCUGGAAGCAAAAAUCGGUGCGAUUGUCUAAAGGGGUGUAGUGAUUGGGGGUUAAUACAGUCGUCAAGUGCAUAUGAGAAAAGUACCACGCCUCUAAUUUGCUUGAUGAGAAAUCACGCUUUGGAUCAAUUUCUCGCGGAUCCACAUAAGCACUGUCUGGUAGUGAUCUGAAGAGCUCUCUUGCUUACACAAUUCAGCUGAUCUCGUUUCGAAACAUUUUUCUUGACAUAAGCGGCAAGAAAGUAAUCAUCAAAUACAUGACUUUGUACUUAAUCUUCAGGUACCGCUAUUGUUUCUCUUUCAUGAGCAAAUCAUUACGAGAUACUACUUUACACCCUGCGAAAUUUGAGGAGAGGAUUUAACAGAUUGUAAGGCGUGACGCCAUUUUUGCAUUUCCCACCGGGGGACUCUUGUAGGAGAUAUCAUCAACACAGGACACCAAAAUGGCUGAGAUGAGAUUGAUUUUAGUGAUUUUCUGCUUUCUGGUGCCAUUGGUUGUUUCACAAGAUUGUACGCCAACUACUUGUGAAAAUGGAGGGACUUGUGUACCAAGACCAUCUGGGGGCGUUCCGAUGUGCUUAUGCACUUUUAGUUAUCACGGCGAAACCUGUGGUGAACUAUAUGAUCUAGGAGCAAACUGCGGUGAGGAUUUUUUCAACGAGACUAGAGGAGAUCUUCUCUCACCAGACCACCCGGAUCAGUAUCCAUCACGGCGAGCCUGUUAUUAUUUUGUCUACUUUCCUGGAGCCCAGAAGAUCCGCCUUGUUUACAACGUUAUAGAUAUCGAACCACAGAAGGACGAUAUUUACAUAGGAGGUGGCCCAACCGCUAGUAUCGACGAAGCGACAUCUUUGGCGUCUUACAAUGGCUUGUACGGCACCAUCGUUAAUCCUCUUCCUCCUCCUCUGGAUGUUUCAAAUGAUAUCGUGUGGAUUUCGUUCAUUACCGACAAAAAUGAUCCUAAUGGGCCUUUUGCUGGAUUCAAUAUCACCUUCAUGGUUGAUGGUAAUGAAUGUGUGCUUAACAGCAAUCCCUGUCCAGCUGGCUUUUCAUGUGUGGAUUUGGAUUUCGAUUAUGCUUGCCAAGAAAUCGACGAAUGUAUGAGUGAUCCCUGUAUAAAUGGUGGCUCUUGCACAGAUCUUGUUAACGCCUACAGUUGUAGUUGUCCUUCAAGCUACGCCGGUGACCGAUGUGAAAUACUGAUUAAUCCUUGUAUCAGCGGGCCUUGUGUUGCUGCCAAUACACGGAAUUGUGUUAACGACGUUACAUCAUACCAGUGCGUUUGUGUCCCUGGUUAUAACGGUGUCAUGUGUCAAAACGAAAUCAACGAAUGCACUUCCGAUCCAUGCAGGAAUGGUGGCACUUGCACUGAUCUCAUCAAUUCGUAUAGAUGUACAUGUGUUGCUGGAUACACCGGGCCGCUCUGUCGAACAGAUAUCAACGACUGUAGUCCCAAUCCGUGUGCCAACGGUGGGUUUUGUACGGAUAUGGUCAAUAGCUACACCUGCCAAUGUGCUGCCGGAUUUGAGGGAACAGACUGUACAACAAAUAUCAAUGAAUGCGUCUCAAACCCCUGUCAAAAUGGAGCAGUCUGUACGGAUUUAGUCAAUGGAUUUCAAUGUACCUGUCUCCCUGGAUAUACCGGAACCACGUGCGCUGAAAAUAUUGACGAGUGUGAGAGCUCACCUUGUCAAAAUGCGGGCACCUGUAUUGAUCGUGUAAACGGCUUCGAUUGUGACUGCCCGGCUGGAUUUGCAGGGGUCUUGUGCGGAAUAAAUAUCAACGAAUGCGAUCCGGAUCCUUGUGUUUUUGGACAGUGCACGGACCUUAUUAACAUGUACAUGUGUACAUGUGAUCCAGGGUAUACUGGUACUAACUGCAACAUUAAUAUCAACGAGUGCACGCCAGAUCCUUGCGUAAAUGGUGACUGCACAGAUUUAGUCAAUGGAUACACAUGUGCAUGCAACCCGGGUUAUACAGGACGUAAUUGUGAAUUAGAUAUCAACGAAUGUCAGUCGAGUCCAUGUGUAAAUGGCGGGUUUUGUGUGAACCAGGAGAACAUGUAUCAAUGUAACUGCUUAGAUGGUUUUGAUGGUGUCAACUGUGGGAAUAAUAUUGAUGAAUGUGCGAGUGGACCUUGCUUGAAUGGAGCCACCUGCGUGGAUCAAAUCAACGGGUACAUCUGUAAUUGCGCUACAGGAUUCCAGGGACUGACUUGCGGAGAGAAUGUUGACGACUGUCAGACCGAUAGUUGCAGCUUGCAAGGUGACUGUGUUGACCAGCUCAACGGAUUUACAUGUAACUGCUAUCCUGGUUGGACUGGAGGCUUCUGCAGAAUAUCCGUCGAUGAUUGUAACCCGCAGCCGUGCUUGAAUGGAGGGAAUUGUGUAGAUGGACAUCAAUCAUUCACAUGUAACUGCCAACCCGGCUACAGUGGAACCCUUUGUGAAAUAGAUAACAACGAGUGUGCCAGUACUCCGUGCCGAAACAACGGAGCUUGUACGGAUGCUAUCAACUCUUACACUUGUACCUGCCCAGCUGGUUGGACUGGCGUUAUUUGUCAAACCAAUAUCGACGAGUGUGGAUCCUCGCCUUGCAGGAAUGUGGGCAACUGUAUUGAUGAAGUUAACGGUUUCAGGUGCUCAUGCGCCGCAGGGUGGACUGGUGUAGUGUGUAACGAGGAUAUUGACGAAUGUUUGUCCAGUCCCUGCCUGAACGGUGCCACCUGCCGGAAUGAACAAAACAUGUUCACCUGUGUGUGCGCGGCUGGAUUCACAGGCAUUACUUGUGCUACAGAUAUCGACGAAUGUGUGAGUAGUCCAUGUGGUGCAAAUGGAAUAUGUAACAACGGGAAGAACCUCUACACCUGUACUUGUUUCCCCGGAUACACCGGCCUUACCUGUAACACUGAAAUCGAUCUUUGCCAGAACAACCCGUGCUCCAAUAUGGCAACGUGUAAUAACUUUAGGGUCUACUACACCUGCGAUUGUGCAGCCGGUUUCGAAGGACCCAACUGCAAUAUAGAUACUGAUGACUGCAUCGGGCAACCGUGUAAUAACGGCGGGGUGUGUUCGGAUCAGGUUAAUGACUAUAUGUGCACUUGCACAGCUGGCUGGACAGGCAGAAACUGUGAAAUAAAUAUCGACGAAUGUGCCAGUGGACCGUGCCUAAAUCAAGGCAUAUGCAGAGAUAAAGUCAAUGGAUAUGAAUGUAUCUGUACCAGUGCAUUUUCAGGCGUUAUCUGCGAAAUCCCUGUGGACCCAUGCUCCUCUUCCCCAUGCCAAAAUGGCGGAAACUGCAACGACUUCGACACUUACUUUACGUGUGAUUGUCUGCGAGGCUUUGCUGAUUUUGACUGCGGAAUAAAUAUCAAUGAGUGUGCUAGUGGUCCAUGCAGGAACGGCGCUCCUUGUGACGAUCUAAUAGCUGACUACCAGUGUAACUGCCUCCCCGGGUACAGAGGGAAAGACUGCGGAGAGAAUAUCAACGAAUGUUUGACCGCCCCCUGCCUGAAUGGAGGUCAAUGUAUAGAUGGAGUCAAUUCCUACGUAUGUCGCUGCCGUUCUGGCUUUACUGGUACUAACUGUGCCACAAAUAUUGAUGAAUGUGCCAGCAAUCCUUGUGAAAAUGGUGGUGUCUGCCGAGAUCAGAUCGAUAAAUAUGUCUGUGACUGCCCUGUGGAAUGGACAGGCCUUCGCUGUCGAAUAAGUGCGCGCCCCUGUGGAAGCUCACCCUGCCAGAAUGAAGGAACUUGCGUGGAUGGUGAAGCGGGCUUUAGCUGUAUCUGUGUGCAGGGAUGGACUGGAGACAUCUGUACCCUAGAUGUCAACGAAUGUCAAAGCUCACCGUGCCAGAAUGGUGGAACUUGCGUGAAUGAAGCGGAAGUUAACCAGUUCACGUGCAUCUGUACUUCCGCCUGGAUGGGCAACAAGUGUACUGAACCUGUCAACGAGUGUUUAAGCGGCCCGUGUCAAAACGGUGGAACUUGCUUUGAUCAGGUUGAUAGUUAUACAUGCGCCUGCCCACCAGCAUGGACUGGGACACAUUGUCAACAAGAGGUCCUGUUCUGUAUCAGCAACCCGUGUAAGAAUGGUGGCGCGUGCACCGAUGACACAAAUGGAUAUCUGUGUACAUGUUCUGGAGGAUACACAGGUGACCGGUGCGAACUUGAAAUUGACGAAUGUUUAACCACCGCAAACCCAUGCAACUCCAAUGGUGGCUGCCUUGAUAUGGUGAAUAGCUUCGUGUGCAUGUGCUACAGUGGGUGGACCGGGGAGCGUUGCCAAAUUGAUAUCGAUGAGUGUGAGAGUGACCCUUGUCAGAACGGUGGAGCAUGCAUAAACUUGGAGAAUUCCUUCCAAUGCGUUUGUGUCACUGGUUUUAUUGGUGUCUUCUGUGAGAUAAAUAAUGAUGACUGCGCACCAACCAAUCCCUGUCUGAAUGGAGGAGUCUGUACUGAUCUAAUAAAUGCCUUCACAUGCCAAUGUGCCGCUGGAUUUGAGGGCCCUACCUGUGCAACGAAUAUUAAUGACUGUAUCAGCCCCAACCCAUGCCAAAAUGGUGGAGUCUGUCAGGAUGGUGUUAAUGAUUUUACUUGUCUUUGCCUUAGUGGCUAUACCGGCAGACUAUGCGCCAUCGUCAUCGAUUUAUGUGAAACAAAUCCCUGUCUGAAUGGAGGUGUUUGUAAUUCAGAGAUCAAUGCUUUUUCAUGUACCUGCCAACCUGGAUACAGAGGAACACUGUGUGGUGAAGAUAUUGAUGAGUGUGCAAGCAACCCCUGUAGAAACGGAGGAAUAUGCACUGAUGGCGUUAACAUGUACAGUUGCUUCUGCACCACGGGUUGGACGGGACCACAGUGUGCCAUUGCCGGUCCUUGCAGCCGUAAUUUUACCCUGACCGCUAGCAAUCCGACAAUCGACAUCACCUCUACCAACUAUCCCGCCAAUUACCCUAACAACGAGGAAUGCAUUUGGUUCGUAAGCGGUCCCGACGGCAAACACAUCUACGUCGAGGUAAUCAACUUCAACACCGAGCUGCUCUAUGACCUCGUCACCAUCGGCAAUCUUCUGAACAUCAAUGACCUCGGGUCAGCAACCAUCUCUACAUCCGGGAACUUGGAGCAGACAGGCACCGAGAGGCCCCCUGCUUUCCUGUCGACAGGGGAGAUCGUCUGGGCACGGUUUGUCUCUGACGGUUCAAAGACAGAAGAUGGCUUCACCAUACGCUUUUCUACGCGAGACGACGCAGAUGUGACAGACGAGUGUCAAGCAAUGGAUGAAUGCAUCUGUCAGAACGGUGGUACUUGCAUCAAUUCAUUGGAAUUCUGCACGUGCCAGUGCACACGCUACUUUACCGGCACCAACUGUGAAACCGAAAUCGAAAUUAACCUUUGUGCCAGCAACCCCUGCCCAGCGGAAACCCAUUGUGAAAGUGGCGACGGUGCAUUCAUUUGUCUCUGCCCAUCCGAUUUCGAGGACGAAAGUUGCGUCAUUAAAGUUAUUGAUGAGGAAGAACCAUGUGAUUCCUCACCGUGCGCCAAUGGAGGGACAUGUUUGGAGUCAGGCUCAGGUUAUACAUGUGAAUGCACCCCUGAAUGGACUGGAGAUUAUUGUAACAUUGACGUUGAUGAAUGCAGUAGUUCCCCCUGUUUUAAUGGAGGUACCUGUGUCAACGGGUUUGGUGCAUUUGAAUGCAGGUGCUGUGAUUCGCUCUUUUCAGGAGAUCGAUGUGAGAUCGUAUUAGCCGACAGUGUCUGUGACGCUGAGCCGUGUUUUAAUGGCGGAGUAUGUAUACGCGAUGACCAAGACACAUCAGGCCAGUACAUAUGCCAAUGUAGGCCGGGCUACAUCGGAGCCAAUUGCGAGGAAGAUAUUGAUGAGUGCGCCAGCAACCCAUGUCUCAAUGGUUAUGCAUGUGAGGAUCUCGUGAAUGGCUUCGUCUGUAACUGUGAUGUUUCCAUGGGAAUAACAUGCCGUGGAAGUAAUUGUCUCCCUCUGCCAUGCCAGAACGGAGGAACAUGUAGGGAGGUACUCGUGCUCGGAGAUUUUGAGUGUCAAUGCCCCGAAGGAUGGACAGGAAAAACUUGCAGUCUUGUUGACGGAACUGUCUGUAGUGCCAAUGAAAUCAACAACUGCGAAAAUGGAGCAACAUGCAUCAAACAGAAUGGGAACACCCAAUGCGUCUGCGCACCUGAAUAUACCGGCAGGACUUGCACUGAAGCAAUUGUAACAGAGAUGUGUAGCGAUCGAACAUGUACUAAUGGACGAUGCAGCAACGGAGAAUGCAUUUGCGACGCUGGAUACGAGGGAAUGUACUGCGAAAGAGAUACCGAUGACUGCCUGAGCAACCCUUGUGAAAAUGGAGGUACAUGCUACGACCGCCUGAACUUUGUGAGAUGUGACUGUCAAAGCGGAUUCACUGGCGAUCUUUGUCGACAACAGUUUGUGACGAGCGCACCUCUAACUUCUGCUGGAGAGUUGGAGCAGCAAUGGAUAGUUGUUUUUGCCGUAGCAGGUACCUUAGCUUUCAUUCUUCUUGUUCUCCUCAUCAUCGGAUGUGUUUAUUUCUCCGGAAAGGACGAAAAAAAUUAAGACGAUCAUCACUUAUUUUACACUACCGUAAGCACAUAGGCUUUUAGACGCAAAAUCGGAGUAAGUUAAACAAUACCCUGUAACAUACAGCUUGUUAUCAAUAACAAAGCUUAAAUCAACCGUUUAAAUCUCCUGAGAUCAUUGCAUUAGAUUGACCGCGAGAAUAUGUAUUUUUUAAAUAAAACAGUAGAUAUUUUUUUUGUUUUAAUAUCAAUGACAAGAGGGCCCUGGUUUAUCGUAGAUUAAUGAUUUAUGGAACGCCUCUUGUCAUCUUCUUUAUUCUUUACAAUCACUGUAAUUUUGUAAUAAAACGAAUACACGAAAUUAAUUCUA